AACUCUAUGGGGCCAGUGUGGCACCACCACCGCCGCCACCUCAUCAUCAUCCACGUGCCCCACUUGUUUUCGCUCCACAGGACAUGAGGCAGAUUUUGAAAGAGGAACCUGUACCACGUGCCUGGCCUCAGCCUGCUCUUGCCGAUAAUGGAACGGUUGGAGUUGGUAGAGCCCAUUUCGAGAAACAGCCUCCGAGCAAUUUAAGGAAGAGUAACUUUUUCCAUUUUGUUAUUGCUCUCUACGAUCGAGGGGGACAACCGAUUGAAAUCGAAAGGACGGCUUUCAUUGGAUUUGUGGAAAAGGACCAGGAAUCCGAAGGCCAGAAAACUAACAAUGGAAUUCAAUACCGUCUCCAACUUCUUUAUGCGAAUGGUGUGAGACAAGAGCAGGACAUCUUUGUCAGAUUGAUAGACUCUGUCACCAAGCAGGCUAUUAUGUACGAGGGUCAGGACAAAAAUCCAGAAAUGUGUCGUGUUUUGCUGACGCACGAAGUCAUGUGCAGUCGUUGCUGUGAUAAGAAGAGUUGCGGAAAUAGGAAUGAAACUCCUAGUGAUCCAGUUAUCAUCGAUCGAUUCUUCCUCAAGUUCUUCCUCAAGUGCAACCAGAACUGUCUUAAGAACGCUGGGAAUCCACGGGACAUGAGACGUUUCCAGGUUGUCAUAUCUACCCAAGUUGGAGUAGAGGGUCCCUUAUUGGCUGUUUCUGACAAUAUGUUUGUGCACAACAAUAGCAAACAUGGACGCAGGGCGAAGAGGCUGGAUCCGAGUGAUCCGGGCGAGUAUAACAGCCUCUAUCCUCCCAUACCUGUGGCCACUCCUUGUAUAAAAGCUAUAUCACCUAGUGAAGGAUGGACACAGGGCGGUUCUACGGUGAUAAUAAUCGGGGACAACUUCUUCGAUGGAUUACAAGUUGUAUUCGGAACUAUGCUAGUAUGGAGUGAGUUAAUAACGGCACACGCUAUCAGAGUACAGACCCCUCCGCGGCAGAUACCUGGUGUUGUUGAAGUAACACUAUCCUACAAAAGUAAACAAUUCUGCAAAGGAUCUCCAGGAAGAUUCGUCUAUGUCUCCUUGAACGAGCCGACAAUCGACUAUGGCUUUCAAAGGUUACAGAAGUUGAUUCCUCGACAUCCUGGCGAUCCGGAAAAGCUGCCGAAAGAGAUUAUUCUGAAAAGGGCGGCUGACCUUGCUGAGGCGCUUUAUAGUAUGCCUAGAGGCGGCAAUUCUAGUAUCUCGGGAGCACCAAGGAGUCCAGGUACAGGUCAUCCAGCAGCACCCCCUACAUCUAGUUCAGCCACAGCUUUCAACUCCUAUACGGGUCAAUUGGCAGUCACUGUCCAGGAAAAUGGCAGCGCAGCCAAAUGGACGGAUGACGGAGGUUCGGUAACGACAGGUGCCGGUGCUGGAGGCGGUGGCAAUGUCGACGCCUACAGGCAAAGUAGCAGUGCAAGUCCUCGGGGGGUUGUAACCAGUGGUGGUUACUGCGGAAGUUCCGCCAGCACACCGCAUAGUCACAGCACCAGCGGAAGCUACUCCGUCGCCAACCCCUACACCGGAAGUCCGACUCUCUACGCCUCACGACUUGGAGAAGUGGUUGGGUCCCCAUUCAACAUGAACCCCUUCAUGUUGCCAACUUGCAACCAAGGAUAUUCCUCUGCUGGCAGUCCACUUUUAUCAUCAAGUGGUAAAUAGUGCUACGAGAUGUAAGCUCUACCGAAAUUGUAAGAUUACAAUUUACAAGUGAUUGGUGGAGCUUUUUUCAAAAUUAGAAAAAUCUUCAGGGGCAAUAAACUGAAGAAUUCACUUUUCUCUUCAUAUUACAUAUGCCUGACGAGCAUAAGGUUGAAUAUGAAGAAAAUUGUUACAACAUUCAAUCGUGAAAUAAUAGCGAAUUUCAUAGAAAUUAGAAAGUCAUGAUAUGACAUGAAAAUAAAACCAGUGCAAAACUAGAACAUCUUUGUUAACGAUCGAAUUAUAAAUAAGAAAUUAUAUACAUAUCGUAUAAAGAAGGAAUGCAGGAUAUUCCUCGCACAUUUUCAGUGUAGGCGUUCGAUUGGAAGUGAUUUGCGGCAGUCGUUAAAAAAAUUGAGUUUGUAAAAGACUGUAAAAUGAAUUAUACAUAGAAAGGCUGGUUGAUUUUUAGGAUGCUCUAUGUAAGAAACACUGAUUGGAAAAUUUUAAUUGAUUGUUUUGUCUCAUUGAAUCUUAAGUAUCAGCUGAAGACUGAUUUCAAGAUAUUAGUUUGUGUAAAAAACGAUUGUAAAGACAUUAAGGUUGUUCCAUCUUAUUAAUGAUCUCAUAUUAGAAUAUAAAAAUCCUGUUUUUGUUUUUGUAUAAAAUGUUUACUGUAUGCAAUUAUUUGACCUUUCUUAAUAAAUUAGAAAACGAUCUCUCGUACACAGGCUGUUGAAUUAGGUUCUUGAGUAUUUAAAAUCGCUAUUUAAAAGAAGACAAAAUUGUCUAUAAUAAUUCGUGCAUUGGAUUGAAAAUAAAUAAAUAAGAGAUGUAUAAAGAGCAAUAUCGAAGAAUUAUUUUCUAGGCAAUUAUAUGCGAAGAACCACCUCACCUGCCAACAAAAACAGAGCAAGCAGUGAAUAUUUUAUAUCAGUCGAACGUUGCUAUAGACGGGAAGUUUAAAGGAGAAUAAGAAGAAACCCCCAAUAUACGGACAUAUCGCUUAUCAAUGAGUAACAGACUUAAUAGUUUUAGAACGCGAAAGUGAAUUUUCUCCCAUCCCUCAACUUGUCACAUAAGCAGGCCAACCAAUAUCAAAGUGAUCUGCGUGAAUAUAUAGUAAUUUGUACAUUAUUUGUAAAUAUUGUUGCGAUGUACAAAGGAAAAUAAAUCACGAUAAGUAGAUAACGCUGUGAAGCGUUGUAGCGCGUUUGUAGAAUAAACGUUAUUAUACAUAAGUGUACAUAAUCCUUAGAGAGUCCGUAGUUUAUUCCAUAUGAAAAGACAUGGUUUAACUUUUAAAAAUCCGAAUCAUUGUGUAAAUGAAAUUGAUUAAACAGAUUGGAUCUACUUGUCCAUUAUAAAAAUACUAUAAAAAGUAGAUACAUGAAAUAUAUCAUGGAUCGUUUAAAAGUUAAACCUUGUAUUUAUAGUGUAUAAAAGUAUAGAUGGUUUGGAUUGUUUGUCAAAAUCGGUCCAAACCAAAUCUCAUACAUGACUCAUGAAAGUAUACGAAAAGAACCAAAGUAUCCGACGAGUCCAGAUUAAUUGAGAACUCACGAGUACAAUAUCUGAAUUGGAUUUCGUUUGAAUUAAUAAGCUGUAAUCUUACAAACUUCUGUCUAGAAGUUCAUUUUGCAUAUCACGGAGAAGAACAUAUCCGACGGAUGUCUUCCCGCUUAAAAUCUACUGUCCGUGAACAUUAUUGUUCACAACUGCUUCCGUAUUGUAAUUUUUUUUCUCACUAAUUAGUAACUUUCUACGCAUAAUGUUACGGUUACUUGAAUAUACACAAAUACAACUCACACAAGUACACGAGGAAAAACAUGUCUAUGUAUAUUACUAU
Belonocnema kinseyi is the source of this 3519-nucleotide messenger RNA. RefSeq names its product transcription factor collier (gene kn). Gene Ontology annotation, biological process: regulation of transcription by RNA polymerase II. The transcript has 13 exons. Gene Ontology annotation, molecular function: RNA polymerase II cis-regulatory region sequence-specific DNA binding; DNA-binding transcription factor activity, RNA polymerase II-specific. The record is from RefSeq and is a predicted model, not a curated record. Bases 84 to 1691 code for a protein of 535 amino acids. Lineage: Eukaryota; Metazoa; Arthropoda; Insecta; Hymenoptera; Cynipidae.